UGCCAUAAAAAGCCAAUUUCUCAUCUUCCUUCUUUCUCUCUUUCUUUCUUUGGCCUUCUUGUUUAAUUUGAUUAGCAAAUUAAUAUUGUAAUUAAGCUAAUUAAUUAGAGUUAUGGCAAUUGCUUUUGGAAGAUUUGAUGAUUCUUUCAGUUGGGCCUCAAUUAAGGCUUACAUUGCUGAGUUUAUCUCUACCUUGCUCUUUGUCUUUGCUGGAGUUGGCUCUUGCAUUGCUUUCGCCAAGUUGACAGAAGAUGCAGCCCUAAGCCCAUCAGGGUUAGUAGCAGUAGCAGUGUGCCAUGCAUUUGCCCUAUUUGUUGCAGUCUCAGUAGGUGCUAACAUCUCCGGCGGUCACGUCAACCCCGCCGUCACCUUCGGCUUGGCCCUCGGCGGUCAAAUCACCAUCCUCACCGGUAUUCUUUACUGGAUUGCCCAGUGUGCUGGUUCUGUUGCUGCUUGUUUCCUCCUCAAGGCUUCCACUGGUGGCUUGGCAACUCCAAUCCACAGUGUUGCAGCAGGAGUAGGAUCAAUUGAAGCAGUAGUAAUGGAGAUCAUCAUAACAUUUGCAUUGGUAUACACUGUCUAUGCAACUGCAGUUGACCCUAAGAAGGGUUCCAUUGGUACCAUUGCACCUAUUGCUAUUGGGUUCAUUGUUGGAGCCAACAUCUUAGCCGCCGGCCCGUUCUCUGGUGGUUCAAUGAACCCAGCCCGUUCAUUCGGCCCGGCUGUCGCUAGUCUUGACUUCUCGGACCACUGGGUCUACUGGGUUGGACCCCUUGUUGGUGGUGGUUUGGCUGGUCUUAUCUAUGGCAAUGUUUUCAUGCAAGAUGACCAUGCUCCUCUCUCAAAUGAGUACUAAAUUUGAGUUCUUUUAAUUUUAUUUGUGUGCAAAUCAAAGGUAGAAGUUUGCAAAAAUUUGUUUGCUAUAACUGCCUUUUUGUUUUCCAUUUCUUUUUUUUAAAAAGAAAUCUUGAUUUCAGGAUUUUGGUUUGUUCUUGUACAUCCAAUGUUCUAGUCAAUGAACCUUUUCUUUUCAUUUA
This is a messenger RNA of Spinacia oleracea (spinach), 1037 nucleotides long. Its product is annotated as aquaporin TIP2-1. Lineage: Eukaryota; Viridiplantae; Streptophyta; Magnoliopsida; Caryophyllales; Amaranthaceae. Gene Ontology annotation, cellular component: membrane. The transcript has 3 exons. The coding region runs from base 113 to 856 and encodes 247 amino acids. Gene Ontology annotation, biological process: transmembrane transport; water transport. Gene Ontology annotation, molecular function: water channel activity. The record is from RefSeq and is a predicted model, not a curated record.